AUGGAUGAGCUUCCGAAACUUAAUGUUUUGAAUAUGGUGUUUCCUAUAGGUGUGGAUUUUUCUUAUGUUGGUCUGAUUCCCAGUGCCAUGCUUGAUAAAAUAGACAAGCCUUCAAUUAUUGAUGAGGAGGAAGUACAUGAAGAAGGAGAUGAGACAACCAUUAGUGAUGUUUGCAUUAAAGAUGAUAUUGCGAAGUCUUUCGAAAUUCCAAAGAAUUCUGAGCAACCACAGUCUGCUAAGAUUCUGAUGGCUACUAACACUAUGAAGGUCUCAGAGAAUCCCAAGGUAUCUUCUGUUCCGACGAUUACUACUAUUUCUAUCCCUACCCAUACCCAAGAAUAUAUUUUUCAUUUUGUUCUUUCUCAACUGAUUGUUAAUCUCUCUCAAUCAUGUAAUCCUCUUAUCACCACUCAACCCUUCAUUGCUUCAUCACCACAUUCAACUUUGAUCAUAACUCCAUCAACUACACCUCCAGCUACUAUAAUAACUACAACUACUUUAGUUGUUAGUUGA
Messenger RNA from Lactuca virosa, 513 nucleotides. Lineage: Eukaryota; Viridiplantae; Streptophyta; Magnoliopsida; Asterales; Asteraceae. The record is from the annotation of a GenBank genome assembly.